Triticum dicoccoides is the source of this 1577-nucleotide messenger RNA. RefSeq names its product protein NDL1-like. Bases 149 to 1192 code for a protein of 347 amino acids. The record is from RefSeq and is a predicted model, not a curated record. NCBI's taxonomy places the organism in Eukaryota, Viridiplantae, Streptophyta, Magnoliopsida, Poales, Poaceae. The transcript is spliced from 11 exons.
UAUAUAUGCACGCAAUAGACGCCAAGGGGGGGAAGGAGGAGAGGAGACAGAGCGAGAGAGCCGGAAGAGAGGAAGAGGCGAGCGACGACGAGGAGGAAGAGGGAGAGGUUGUUGGUGGGCUGUUGGGAGGAAGCUUCUGGAAGCCGCCAUGGGGGACUCGAGCGGGUCGGUGUCCAUCGACGUGGAGCGGAUCUACUUCGGCGGCAAGGAGCAUCCUGUGAGAACAAGAUACGGCUCUGUAUCCGUCUCCGUGUACGGCGACGAAGACAAGCCAGCGCUCAUAACGUACCCGGACGUAGCUCUAAAUUACAUGUCCUGCUUCCAAGGAUUGUUCUUCUGCCCAGAGGCUGCGUCCCUGUUGCUUCACAAUUUUUGUAUUUACCAUAUCACUCCGCAAGGCCAUGAGUUGGGAGCAGCUCCAAUUCCAUCGGAUGUACCUGAGCUAUCUGUUGAUAAUCUCGCGGAUCAGGUCGCGGAUGUUCUUGAUUUCUUCGGUUUAGGGUCUGUGAUGUGCAUGGGUGUCACCGCCGGUGCUUACGUGCUUACCCUCUUUGCAGCAAAGUACAGGGAAAGGGUUCUUGGCCUGAUGUUGGUUUCACCUCUAUGCAAAGCCCCAUCUUGGAGUGAGUGGUUGUAUAACAAGGUAUUGUUAAACUUACUUUAUUAUUGUGGCACUAGUGGACUAGUGAACGAAUGCUUCCUUCAGCGGUAUUUUAGCACGGAAGUUCGUGGAAGUGGACAAGAACCUGAAUCGGAAAUUGUUCAGGCCUGUAGAAGUUUACUUGAUCAGAGGCAGGGUGUUAAUGUAUGUCGAUACCUUAAAGCAAUAAACGAGAGACAUGACUUAACUGAAGCACUGAAGAAGCUCCGGUGCCGGACGCUGAUUUUCGUGGGAGAGAACUCGCAGUUCCAUGCCGACGCUGUCCACAUGACCACAAAACUAGACCGGAGAUACUGCGCUCUAGUCGAGGUUCAGGCAUGCGGGUCGCUGGUCACCGAGGAGCAGCCACACGCAAUGCUGAUCCCGAUGGAGUACUUCUUGAUGGGAUACGGGAUGUACAGACCGUCCCAGCUCGAGAGCAGCCCCCGGAGCACCCUCAACCCGUUCUGCAUAUCGCCGGAGCUGCUGUCGCCCGAGAGCAUGGGGGUGAAGCUGAAGCCCAUCAAGACCCGGACCUCCCUCAUUGUCUAAACAGCAUGUGGGGGGAGAUCUUGGAUGGCCUGACGACACAGCUCGCAAAAAAGCGAAGACUGCUUGGUCGAGCUGAUCGGAGCACGGUCACCAUCGGGAGACAAGUUUUGAUACCUUCCGGUACCUUGGCACGGAACGCAUUGCAUAGAUCGAGAUCGAUAUGCUAAUGGCAGCAUUUGCUGUAGUGGAUUGCUGUAAGCCUGUAAUCUACGUCUUCUGGGAUAGGCAAGCAAGGGGAAUAGGGUUGAGGUUGUAGGGGAGGAAUACGGCUGUUUGUUUCUUUGUUCAUAUAUGCUUUGUAGUAGUCCACAUCACAUGUGUAUAUGUCAUCAUCAGAUCAUUUCACACGGGAAAGCAAUAUAUAUAUAUAUAUGGUAAAGCAGAA